GCCAAUUUGCCACCUCGUAGGCAUCCGCCCGCUCCCCUGCUUCCGCUUCAAAACUGUACACGCUUCCGCUCUCCUUCUACUCCCCUCCCCUCCCCCUCCCUGCCGAUCGGCCGAUGGAACCCGCAGCCAUGGCAAGAUCCCCGUGCUCCGCCAUCUACCAGGCCACCCUCCCGUCUGCUCCGCCCGUCCCCGGUCGCCUCUCCAUCCGACCCCGCUGCGGGCUGGCCCUGACGAACCCCGCCGCCGCCAGGCGGCUAGUCGCUCGGUGCACCGUCGGAGACAAGGCCGAGGUGGAGAAGCCUAUCGAGAAAAGAUUUCCUCCUUUCCCGACUGCCAUGGACAUCAACCAGAUCCGCGAUAUCCUCCCACAUAGGUUCCCAUUCCUUCUGGUUGACAGAGUGAUUGAUUACAAACCAGGAGAAUAUGCUGUUGCGAUUAAGAAUGUGACAAUAAACGAUAACUUCUUCCCAGGCCAUUUUCCGGAACGACCCAUAAUGCCUGGUGUUCUCAUGGUUGAGGCAAUGGCCCAGGUUGGAGGUAUAGUUAUGUUGCAACCUGAAGUAGGCGGAUCUCGAGAGAACUUCUUUUUCGCAGGGAUUGAUAAAGUGAGAUUCCGGAAGCCUGUAAUUGCUGGAGACACCUUGAUCAUGCGAAUGACUCUGAUCAAGCUGCAAAAGAGAUUUGGAAUCGCAAAGAUGGAAGGGAAAGCUUAUGUCGGGGCCGACCUAGUAUGUGAAGGGGAGUUCUUGAUGUCUACUGGAUCAGAGUAAAGGUCUGUAGGUUUACAAGAACUAUGAUGGAAGAAAUCAAAACUUGCCCCCCUUGGUGUGAGGCACCACACUCUUGCUAGUUGCUAGUCGGUUUUCCAUGUCAGGAGUCGUGAUAGUAAAGUGACAUGGGGUGCAACCCCUGUCUUCCACCUUGUGAUAUAACUAAGGUCAUUUUUUAUGUUUCUUUUUCGUCUACUUUUCGAUGAAACUUUCAAUACUGAAAAUCAUUCUGUAUGCUCAGAUGUUGACGAGCUUUA
Panicum hallii is the source of this 1027-nucleotide messenger RNA. RefSeq names its product 3-hydroxyacyl-[acyl-carrier-protein] dehydratase FabZ-like. Gene Ontology annotation, molecular function: hydro-lyase activity. Gene Ontology annotation, biological process: fatty acid biosynthetic process. Lineage: Eukaryota; Viridiplantae; Streptophyta; Magnoliopsida; Poales; Poaceae. The record is from RefSeq and is a predicted model, not a curated record. The transcript has 5 exons. Bases 114 to 770 code for a protein of 218 amino acids.